CACACUAAAUCAAAUUUAGGAAAAUCGUGCCGGUUAAUUAUUAGUAAACAAAUAUAUUAAAUUAAAUACAUUUAAGUGCGCCCACUUUUUUCCAGCUGGAAUCAUGCCCAAGGAACAGUUUCGCGCCUCUGCGCUGAACAAAAAGAUUUCACAUGUGCAAUUCGGAAUCAGUGGGGCGGAUGAGAUUCAACAGGAGGCCCUUGUGCGGAUAAUCUCCAAGAAUCUGUACCAGGCCCAGAGACAGCCGGUUCCCUAUGGAGUGCUUGACCGCCGAAUGGGGAUCAGCACGAAGGAUGCCAUGUGCGAGACCUGUGGGCAAGGUCUGAACGAGUGCAUCGGUCACUUUGGCUACUUGGAUUUGGCACUACCCGUUUUCCAUAUCGGUCAUUUUCGUUCCACCAUUAAUAUCCUACAGAUGAUAUGCAAGGCAUGUGCCCAAGUGAUGUUGAAGCCCGAGGACAGGCAGCUGUUCGAGAAGAAGCUGCACAACCCGAACUUCUCCUAUUUGGGAAAGAAGGCCUUGCACGUGCAGAUGCUGGCCAAGGCCAAAAAGGUCACCAAGUGCCCGCAUUGCGGUUCCCCAAACGGUGGUGUGAAGAAGGGUCCCGGGCUCCUUAAAAUCCUGCACGAUCCCUACAAGGGGCGCAAAGUGGAUUCUCUCUUUACCAGCAAUAUGAACGAAAUGCUCCGCUCCACAGAGGCGAAUCGAGAUCUCAAUCUAACGCUGGGUAGCUAUAGCACAGCCGAGGAACUUACGCCGCUCAUGGUGCUCGACCUCUUCGAACAGAUUCCCCAGAGCGAUGUGGCCCUAUUGGGAAUGUGUUCGCACGAUGCCCACCCAAAGCAUCUUAUUGUGACGCGAGUCUUUGUGCCUCCCGCCUGCAUUCGCCCCUCAGUGCUGUCUGAAGUAAAGGCCGGCACCACGGAGGACGAUUUGACCAUGAAACAGAGUGAAAUCUUGCUCAUCAAUGAUGUAAUUCAGCGUCACAUGGCUACCGGCGGAAAGAUCGAGCUUAUACACGAGGAUUGGGACUUUCUGCAGCUUCAUGUCGCUCUAUACUUCCAUAGUGAAAUCAGCGGAAUCCCCAUCAAUAUGGCACCAAAGAAAACAACGCGCGGAAUUGUUCAGCGACUGAAGGGAAAGCAGGGUCGCUUCCGCUGUAACUUAUCUGGAAAAAGAGUGGACUUUAGCGGGCGCACCGUCAUUUCACCGGAUCCGAACUUGAUGAUCAACCAGGUGGGGGUUCCAGUGCGAGUGGCUAAAAUACUGACGUACCCAGAGCGCGUUAAUCCAGCAAAUAUGCGUCACAUGAGGGAACUAGUACGCAAUGGACCAAGCCUGCAUCCCGGCGCAAACUAUGUUCAGCAGCGAGGAUCGAGUUUCAAGAAGUACCUGGCCUAUGGCAAUCGAGAAAAGGUGGCGCAGGAGCUGAAGUGCGGUGACAUCGUUGAACGUCAUCUCCGCGACGAUGAUAUAGUACUGUUUAACCGUCAACCUUCGCUCCAUAAGAUGUCCAUUAUGUGCCACCGCGCCAAAGUGCAGCCACAAAGGACAUUCCGCUUCAACGAGUGUGCCUGUACACCUUACAACGCCGACUUUGACGGUGACGAGAUGAAUCUGCACUUGCCGCAAACGGAGGAAGCUAGAGCUGAAGCGCUAAUUCUAAUGGGAAACCAGUCGAAUUUGGUAACGCCGAAAAAUGGUGAGAUUUUAAUUGCCGCCACACAGGACUUCAUCACUGGAGGCUACUUGCUCACGCAAAAGGAGGUGUUUCUUACCAAGGAAGAUGCCAUGCAGUUAGCCGCAUGCUUCUUGGCAUGUGAAGACUCCACCAUGCACAUAAAGCUGCCACCACCUGCUCUUCUCAAGCCACGUCGACUGUGGACAGGCAAGCAACUGUUUAGCUUGCUAAUGCGACCGAACGACGACUCUGAAGUUCGCCUUAAUAUGGUGAACAAAGGACGAAACUACACGCGAAACAUGGAUCUGUGCAGCAAUGACUCAUGGAUUCACAUACGCAACUCGGAAUUGAUGUGCGGUGUUAUGGAUAAGGCUAGCAUGGGCUCUGGUACAAAACAGUGCAUCUUCUACUUGCUGCUAAGAGACUUUGGAGAACUUCACGCUACUAAGGCGAUGUGGAGAUUAGCAAGGAUCACGUCGUACUAUCUACAGAACCGAGGCUUCUCAUUUGGAAUAAGCGACGUCACCCCAAGCAAAAAACUUCUGCAACACAAGGAAGUGUUAUUAGAACAUGGAUAUUCAAAAUGCAAUGACUAUAUCGAAAAACUUAAGGCGGGUACCCUGCAGUGCCAACCUGGCUGCACCCCAGAAGAGACUCUUGAGGCCGUGAUGUUGCGCGAACUGUCGGGAAUCCGAGAGCAGGCUGCCAAAACAUGUUUUGCAGAGCUCCAUCCCACAAAUAGUGCGUUGAUAAUGGCGCUCAGUGGAUCGAAGGGCUCGAAUAUUAACAUUUCCCAAAUGAUCGCUUGCGUUGGGCAGCAGGCGAUAAGUGGAAAACGAGUGCCCAAUGGCUUUGAGAAUCGAGCCCUGCCCCAUUUUGAAAGGCACUCUGCUAUUCCGGCGGCAAGAGGUUUUGUGCAGAACAGUUUCUACUCCGGCCUCACACCAACGGAGUUCUUCUUUCACACAAUGGCCGGACGAGAGGGAUUGGUGGACACAGCUGUGAAGACGGCGGAGACUGGAUAUCUGCAGCGACGUUUGGUGAAGUGCCUUGAAGAUUUGGUAGUGCAUUACGACGGCACUGUGCGUAAUGCUGUCAACGAAAUGGUGGAUACCAUAUACGGUGGCGAUGGCCUCGACCCAGUAUCAAUGGAGACCCGAAACAAACCAGUUGAUCUAGUCCAUCAAUAUGACAAUCUGCGUGCUCAACAUCCACAUGGCGAGCAACGUCCGCUUUUGGGGGCCGAAAUUCCUGAGACCUUAGAAUCACUUUUUAAGACGCCUGAAUUCAUAGAAUCCCGAGAUGAUUUUAAAGUAGAUGUUAGAAACCAUAUAAAUACUGUGGCCAAGCGGAUUGAGCAAUUGCAGAAACGCUAUGACAAAUAUAAAGACAUUUGCAAUCAGAUCGAAUGCAUCACCGCCGAUCAGCUGCUUAAAUUUUUGCGCCGAAUUAAUGAUCGAUACAACCGAGCUGUAAGCGAACCUGGCACAGCAGUUGGAGCUAUUGCAGCGCAGAGUAUUGGAGAGCCAGGAACCCAAAUGACUUUGAAGACGUUCCAUUUUGCUGGCGUUGCCUCUAUGAAUAUUACACAAGGUGUACCCCGUAUAGUUGAGAUAAUUAACGCGACGAAAACAAUAUCGACGCCAAUCAUAACUGCUGAGUUGGAGAAUAGCCAUAGCAUGGAAUUUGCAAGACAAGUCAAGGCGCGUAUUGAGAAAACAACUUUGGCAGAGCUAUCAUCCUAUGUUGAAGUUGUAUGCGGACCUUACAGCUGCUACCUCGCGAUCGGAAUCGAUAUGGCCAGAAUUAAGCUUCUGGGUCUCCACAUAAACCUGGACACAAUUGUUUUUAGCAUACUGAAGUCGCGUAUGCGGGUUAAGCCGUCCCAAGUGCAGAGUGUUGCGAAACUAUCGCGAAUUGUUGUGCGGGUCGAAGCCACGCGUACCUCAACAAUAAACGCAGAGCUGGCGCGUCUGGCCCUCAGUCUACAGAAUGUCGUGGUGGCGGGCCUACCGAACAUCGCCCGUGCAGUAAUUGCUGUGGAUGAUGCGAAACAGCCUCCUACAUAUAAACUUUGCAUCGAAGGCUACGGACUUCGCGAUGUCAUCGCUACAUUUGGUGUGGUAGGCGAACAUACCCGCAGUAACAACAUUUGUGAAAUAUAUCAAACGCUGGGGAUAGAAGCAGCCCGGACUAUCAUUAUGAGCGAGAUCACAGAGGUUAUGGAGGGCCAUGGCAUGAGUGUCGAUUGGCGCCAUAUCAUGCUCCUAGCCAGCCAAAUGACAGCGCGUGGCGAAGUAUUGGGUAUCACUCGACAUGGUUUGGCCAAAAUGCGCGAGAGCGUUUUCAAUUUGGCAUCGUUUGAAAAGACGGCGGAUCAUUUGUUUGAUGCAGCAUACUACGGUCAGACCGACGCCAUUAAUGGGGUUUCAGAACGUAUAAUCCUAGGGAUGCCCGCGGGCAUAGGUACCGGUAUCUUUAAGUUGCUACAACAUCAUGAGGACAAGCAGGUUCCUCCUAUUGAACCAACUAUAUCCAGUUCUCUGAAUCUAUUGCCGUGCAUAUAAGAAGCUGGCCUUCUUAGCGUAUCUUUGAUAAUUUAGUUAUUUUUUUAAUGAUUUACAUUGUGUUUUAGUCUAUUAAAUACAUUUUUUAUAAAAUAUGAA
This is a messenger RNA of Drosophila rhopaloa, 4348 nucleotides long. RefSeq names its product DNA-directed RNA polymerase III subunit RPC1 (gene Polr3A). NCBI's taxonomy places the organism in Eukaryota, Metazoa, Arthropoda, Insecta, Diptera, Drosophilidae. Gene Ontology annotation, molecular function: DNA binding; DNA-directed RNA polymerase activity. The record is from RefSeq and is a predicted model, not a curated record. Gene Ontology annotation, biological process: DNA-templated transcription. The coding region runs from base 104 to 4249 and encodes 1381 amino acids. The transcript is spliced from 7 exons.